Molecule: messenger RNA, 2320 nt
Organism: Tripterygium wilfordii
Lineage: Eukaryota; Viridiplantae; Streptophyta; Magnoliopsida; Celastrales; Celastraceae
Product: LRR receptor-like serine/threonine-protein kinase FEI 2
Exons: 12
Coding region: 205-2085 (626 amino acids)
Biological process (GO): protein phosphorylation
Molecular function (GO): protein kinase activity; receptor serine/threonine kinase binding; ATP binding
Source: RefSeq, a predicted model, not a curated record
UAUUUAGGUCUUCAUAUAAUUAUUAACUUGAUGAUAGUGUAGUGCACACACUAACAUCAUCAUCACCCUCAAACCCUUAUUCUGCCCACUAUUAUCAUCGCUUUGUUUGCCUGUGCAUACCAACUUCUACGUUGACUGCAUUUGCACAAGGGUGAGAACCCUACUGAGUCUCUCAGAGAAGCUUGUUUUGGAGGAGAAAGGAAGAUGGGUGCCUUGGUUUUGUUAUUCUCUGUGAUUCUAGAGGCAACCCUUUUGAGCUUUUCCUCUUUUGCUCUCACUGAAGAUGGUCUGACCUUAUUGGAAAUCAGAAGCUCUUUAAAUGAUAGUAGAAACAUUCUUCUAAACUGGAAAGCAUCAGAUUUGUCUCCUUGCGCUUGGACUGGUAUUUCUUGUCAUCCCCAGGAUCAAAGAGUCAGUUCAAUAAACCUACCCUACUUGCAGUUAGGAGGGAUAAUAUCUCCCAGCAUCGGUAAACUCAGUAGAUUACAUAGAAUAGCACUUCACAAGAACAGCUUACAUGGGAUUAUUCCUAAUGAACUUUCGAAUUGCACGGAACUUAGAGCCCUGUACUUGAGAGCCAAUUAUCUCCAAGGAGGAAUUCCACCAGAUAUUGGAAAUCUUUCUUAUCUCACUAUAAUGGAUUUGUCAAUCAACUCACUAAGGGGUGCAAUUCCUUCAUCCAUUGGUCGGUUGACUCAUUUGCACAACCUGAAUUUGUCAACUAACUUCUUCUCUGGUGAAAUCCCAGAUUUUGGAGCUCUAAGCAAUUUUGGAAACAAGUCGUUUAUUGGAAAUGUCGAUCUCUGUGGUCGCCAAGUAAACAAGCCAUGUCGAACCUCGAUGGGGUUCCCUGCAGUGCUUCCACAUGCAGCAAGUGAUGAAGCAGCAGUUCCGACAAAAAGGUCCUCUCGUUAUAUCAAAGGAUUACUGAUUGGUGCAAUGUCCACAUUGGGUCUUGUGCUCAUCCUGCUCCUUGUAUUUCUGUGGAUUUGCUUGCCAUCAAAGAAGGAAAGAGCAGCUAAAAAGUACACUGAAGUUAAGAAACAAGUUGAUCAAGAAAGUAAGCUAUAUAAUCUAUCAUACCGUUGUAUAUUCUUUUCUAAACUCUUUAAUUUGCCACUGAACUUCUGUUUCACUAUAGGCAGGAAGCUUAUUACUUUCCAUGGGGAUCUGCCGUACCCCUCAUAUGAGAUCAUAGAAAAGUUGGAAUCUCUUGAUGAGGAGGAUGUUGUAGGGUCAGGAGGAUUUGGUACGGUGUACCGCAUGGUCAUGAAUGAUUGUGGAACUUUUGCUGUUAAAAGGAUUGACCGGAGUCGUGAGGGAUCCGAUCAAGUAUUUGAGAGAGAGCUAGAGAUAUUAGGCAGCAUCAAGCACAUAAAUUUAGUCAAUUUGAGAGGCUACUGCAGGCUCCCCUCAUCGAGGCUUCUCAUAUAUGAUUACUUAUCAAUGGGAAGUUUAGAUGACCUUUUGCAUGAAAAAGGCCAAGAACACUCGUUAAGCUGGAGUGCUCGCCUAAGAGUAGCCCUUGGUUCUGCAAGAGGAUUGGCAUACUUACACCAUGACUGCUAUCCCAAGAUAAUCCACCGUGACAUAAAAUCUAGCAAUAUUCUCCUUGAUGAAUCUUUGGAGCCCCGUGUCUCGGACUUUGGUCUUGCCAAGCUAUUGGUAGACGAUGAUGCCCAUGUCACAACUGUGGUUGCUGGCACCUUCGGGUAUUUAGCACCAGAAUAUCUACAAAGUGGGAGAGCUACAGAGAAGUCAGAUGUAUAUAGCUUCGGAGUUCUCUUGCUAGAGCUCGUUACUGGAAAGAGACCUACCGAUUCAUCUUUCGUAGACAGGGGCUUAAAUGUUGUUGGAUGGAUGAAUACACUAUUGAAAGAGAAUCGAUUGGAAUCUGUGGUGGAUAGGAGGUGCAAUGAUGUGGAUUUGGAAACUGUUGAAGUAAUUCUAGAAAUAGCAGCACGGUGCACAGAUUCAAACCCCGAUGAUCGACCCACGAUGAACCAGGUGGUGCAGUUUCUAGAGCAAGAGGUCAUGUCUCCUUGUCCAAGUGACUUUUAUGAGCCACAUUCUGAUAACGGUUAAAUAAUAUGAAAGGUUGAUGGAAGCUGAUGAACUGCAACUGCAUAUAUGUAGAUUUGUUACUCGCAAGCUUCUUCGUUGUACAUUUCACCUUGUAUUGAUUGACGGGACAAAACUUGACUUUCUGUCAAAUUGCGGCUGUUUGUAGUUUAUUGCCAAGCGUGUGGACAAAAAACUAUAAACCCUUAGUUGGCUGAGAUGGUGAAUGCGAAUUUGACUCUGGUAAUUCUUAUCUUUU